AUGGACUUCGCCUUCGCGAUCCACCAGGCGCAGCAGAGGAUGGCGGUGAGUUCCGCGGGCUUCGGGCGUUUCAUGAGCGCCAGCGGCCAGUGCGCGGGGCAGGCCAUCGACGCGGUGGCAACAGGGGCCGUGGGAGGAGCGGCCAGGCUGAUGACAGGCUGCGCCUCGGGGACCGUGUCAGCGAUCCGGGGCAUGCGCGCGGUGGAGCUGCCGAGCGCACCUGCGCCGCAGCGCCCGCGCGUCCUCGAGCAGUUCGACAUCUCGGACGAGGGCUCGGGCAGCGGCGUGCCAACCGAGAUGGCAGACGUGAUGGCCGAGUUUAGCUGGAUGCGUGCGGAGAUGGAGGCUCUGAGGGAGGAGAACGCCAGGCUCCGAGGAGGGAGCGCAGCGUCAGCCCGAAGCGGGUACGCGACGCCCUCGUCGCCUGAGCGGCUGGAGGAGGAGAUCGCCGAGGCCCAGGACGAGGGUAUCGACACCGUCUACGGCGUGGAUUGGUCUCAGGCGGGGGGGCUUGCCGUGAGCGGUGCUGGGGACAGUGCCGCCGAGACUCACGAGGUGAAGGCCGCGUGCGGGGCGGCUGACACGAUUGGCAAGCACGUCGAGGAGUUUCCCGACUCGGCGCCGCUGCUCAUGCUGGGCUCGCGCCUGCAGGACAUCCAGGAGGUGGUCAUCCUCAGGGCGGCGGUGUUCCUGGAGGCGCUGGGCUACCUGGAGGAGGCUUCGGGGGUCUUCCAGGAGGUGUCCCACAUGGUGGUGGCGGAGUUGGAGUUCAUGGAGUUGGUGGAGGCUUUCAGGGAGGAUUCCCAAGAUCUCAGGGCUUCGGAGGUGUUCCGGGAGGCCCUGGAGGUGGACAGUUCGGCGGAGGAGGCGGGCCGAGCGGACCAGGUGGACCUGGUGGCGGUGGAUUCGGCCCUCCGCCCGGGCAGCCGGGAGACGGUUUCGGUGGCGGGCCAGGCGGCCCUGGCAGAUUCGGGCCUCAGGGCCCUGGAGGUGGCGGCUUCGGACCUGGUGGACCAGGCGGCGGAGGCGGCGGACCAUCUCCACCGCCGCUGCCUUUCGGCGGUGGCGGAGCGACUGCGGCGACUUCGAUACCCGCAGGCAGCUGCCUUUGAGGGGUGGCUGCAGAGGAUCAGCCUCGAGCUCGGCGGCCUGCGCCACCUCAUCCAGGAGUACUGGCAGCAAGUGGUCGCCGUCGUCUCCGAGGCGAACCGCUCGUACCUCGCGCACGGGCCGUUGGACAGGCCUGGGAUCAGGCCGUCGCAGCCCGAGGACUGGGUUGCCUCGGAGGCCGAGGCGAUUAACUACCGCAGCUGCGAGCUUCGGUUGCGGAGCAUCUUGCUGAAUCUGAUGCCAGACGGCGUCAGGUCGCAGUGCCUCUCCACAAAGAUGACGUCGACCUGCGACAUCUUGUUUGGGGCCUUCGUCGAGGCAGGGCCCGGCAUGGCCGCUGACAAGGACUACGUGUUGAAUGCGGUUUCGAAGGGCAAGGCCGUCGACCAGGCCCACACCUACGAGGAGCUACAGAGGUGGAAGCUGAAUGCGACGCGCCUCGCAACGCUUGGCGUUGCGGCGCCAGGCCCGUCGGUCCAGCUGACGAUUCUCAAGACGAUCGUGGGCCGCAUGAUCGAGAGCGACCAGGAGGUCAAGCACCGCUACUACGGGUUCCUCGUGGUGCGGGGCUUGAGUGGCGGCGUCUGCACGCAGGCCCGGGAGUUCGCGGGCUCGUCCGGCGGCGGCGGCAGGAGCGAGCAGCAGGAGGCAGCUCGCGUGGCAGCUCUGGCCCCCCAGGGUGGUAAGGACCCGAAGGGGAAGGGCAACGACAAGGGCAAGGAUAAGGACAAGAGUGGCAAGCCGAAGGGCGCCGGCAGGGAGGGCCCGAAAGGCGGCCAUCCACCUCUUGGAGGCGGCGCUGGAGCUGGCCCUGGCCGGGGCUCUGGAGUGAAGGGCGAGCUCAAGUUGUGCCCGCAUUUCGAGGGUGACCGCGGCUGCUGGCACGGCAGCGGAGGAGCUUGCCGAGAUCGGCAUCGAAAGCUCCAACCGCAGGAGGGCAAGUGCUUCAACUGCGGAUCCCCCCAGCACCGCUCGGACGCGUGCGAGCGCACGAGGCCUCCGGCGAAGACAGCGGAUGCUCCAGAGGCUGCUGCAUCUUUGGCUUCGGCGGCGUCGCCGGCCGCUCCAGGGACAGCUUCUUCGAAAUCGGAUGCGGCAUCGAUGGAGCAGGUGGCUGCUCAGGCCGCGCGCGCUGAGGUCAGCGCGCAGCUCCUGACGCUCAUGGGAAUGGGCGCUGGAGUGCCGCAGGCCCCUUCGGGGCAGGCGGCACAGGUCGACUUCUGGGCCAACGUCGAGCCGAGCGCGAAAACGAUCCAGGUCUCGGCGGAAAUCGCCGGGGUCAACGGCGAGCGCAUGCUUCUCGCAGACACGGGGGCCACUCAUGAGUUGCGCGGGGUGCGCGACCUCUCAGCAAUCCGCGGCAGCCACGUGAGGCUCCAGACCGCCAGCGGCGAGGUCGACGCGAAGAUGGUGGCGGACGUGGUCUACGUCGAGGGGGAGUCCCUGCAGGGCCUGUUCCCUCUCGCCACUUACGUGGAGCAGCUUGGCCUCAGGAUGAGCCGGGAUGCGGAGCAGUGCGUUGUGAUGCUCGCGGACGGCCGCGAGGUGCACCUCCACCGCGUGAACACCGCGCUGUACAUCUCUGAGGGUGACGCGGAGGUGCUGCGGCAGGAGCGGCGGAGGCAACUUCGCGAGCGGUUUCGUGCGGCGAUGGGCGUGCUCGCACGCGCCCUCCGCGGCAUGGCUCAUGCUGCGCCCGCGCGGCCAAGCUUGCAGGAGCACGAGGAGGCGGGGCACGUUGUCUUCGACCCUGCCUGCAGCAAGUGCAGGGGCGCCUCUGGGCGCAUGAGACAGCACUUCAGACACGACGCCUCGACGAGGCCAGGCGGCCAGUUGUCGGUGGACCUGUCAGGGCCACAUUUGACUGGCCGCUGGCCCUCAGGGCGGCCAGAGGACCAGGGCAAAAAGGCAAUCCACUUCCUCCUCGCCGCCUUCAGCGUCACCGCCGGCGACGAGCUGGCGCUCAAGAGGAGGCUGAUGGCGCGCGCCGCCGAGGCGUUGGGCGUCAGCGUGCGGCCGGCAGCUGUAGAGGCGCAGGGAGCGCCCGGCCAGGGCCAGACCGUCGGCCCAGAUGCUCCUGGAGAGUCCUCCGGAGACCUUCUGGCUCCCCCGAUCCUGGUUGAGGGCUCCGGCCAGGAGGCCGAAGCUGAUGAUGGACAUGCGGCGGCGCCCAAGAGUCGCAAAUGGUACUACGUCGUGCCGCUCGAGAGCCGCAGGCCCGACGUGUGCAUCGCCGCGUUGAACGCCAUCAUCGCGUCCAUCCGCAGAGAGUUUGAGGGGGCCGACGUGGUUUUUACAGGAUCCAUGGAGACAGGGCCAGUGAGGACAGGCUGUCCUGCUUUCGGUGCCCGUGUCACGUCCAGGGUAAAGGACGUCCCCCGCAGCAUGUUCCAGGCGCGGGCGGUGGAGAGCAUCUUCCUGGGCAUCGACGAGGGCGGCGGCGGUUGGCUCGUGGGCCAGGUGGAUCCCGAAGCCACGAUGUCGGAGCGGAGGUGCGGCGGCUUCCCCGGCAGCCGCGAGGACGUCGAGGACGAGAGGAGAGGCAUCUGCGACUCGAAGUGCGGCUUGCAGGUGCAGAGGUUGCGGUACCACGACGACGUGAACGCCCAGGUCGCUCCCAUGGGCUCCAGGGGUGGCGACGACGACGAAAGCGACGACGAGGGUAGCGUGCCGCCCGAGUUCCGGGACAUCAUCCGCGACUCAGGCACGUCGCUGGUCUCGAUGAGGGUGCUCAACGAGGCCUUCGGUUUGGAGAAGGAGGAGUGGAGGCAGGCCCUCGAGAACGAGCUGAAUUCGAUGACUGAGAACGAAGUUUUCUCCCGGCUGACGCCGGCGGAGGUCCGCCAGGCGAGGCCCAGGGACAUCUUGCCCAUGAAGGUGGUGGCAGGUGUCAAGGCUGCCGAGCCCUCCGAUCCGACGGGAUACCGGAGGAAGAAAUGCCGAGGCGUGGUCUGCGGCAACUUCGAGCAGCACGGGGAGGGAGAGCAGGUGUACACCUCGAACCUCGAGGUUUGCAGCCUCCGCAGCGCCUUGGCGGUAGCAUUCGCUAGGCGCUGGGACAUCGGCGCGAUGGAUGUUUCGACUGCCUUCCUCAACGCCCACCUCCCCAUCGAGCACAAGGAGGUGCUGGUGCGCCCUCCCGCCGUGAUGGUGCGGUAUGGCCUCGUCCGUCCCGGGGAGGUCUGGAGGGCGACGAAGGCCAUCUACGGCCUGCGCAUCUCGCCCAGGGCGUGGGCUACGAAGCGGGAUUCGGAUAUGAAGGACAUGAUCGUCGAGGACGCGCAGGGCCGUCAGCUCCAGCUCCGGCAAAGCACCGCGGACGGGGCAGUGUGGAGUAUCGUGGAUUCCGCGGGCAGCGUCUGCGGGUACGUCCUCACGUACGUGGACGACUUCCUCAUCUUGGGAGUUGUGCGCUACCUCUCCAUUGACAUCGAGGUCAAGAUCGACUCCACCAUCACGCUCUCGCAGCAUUCCUACACGGAGGAGCUGCUGGAGAAGUGGGGGAUGGAGAAGGCGAACGGCGCCGGCUCCAUCAACUUGGAUAAGGAGAGCUUCGACGACUUCGCCGGGGCGGCCAACGGGGACGAGGAGGAGCUAGCGCUGAGCGAUGUCAGGCUCGCGCAACGCAUGGCUGGAGGGAUUCUCUGGCUGGCCUCGCGGACGCGCCCGGACAUCGCCUAUGCGGUGUCGCGCGUCGCGGCUCUCGCCACGAGCCAUCCUGUCCAGAGCUUGUUGUUCGGCAAGAAAGUCUUGCGCUACCUCGCUGGCACGAGGCGCGUGGGUCUGGAGUACCACGUCCCAGAGGAGUUCGGCAUGGACGAGACGCUCCCGCUGGAGACGUACGCCGACGCGAGCUUCGAGGACAUUGGCGCACAAACGGGCGUCUCGGUGUACCUCUUCGGCUGCCUGGUCGAUUGGCGCAGCGUGCGCCAGCAGGUCGUCCCGUUCAGCACCGCGGAGGCGGAGGUGAAUGCACUUGCCGUCGGCGAGAACAUGAGCGCUGCGGCUGCGGCAACGCUCGAGAGCAUGGGGCUCCGA
Prorocentrum cordatum is the source of this 5148-nucleotide messenger RNA. Lineage: Eukaryota; Dinophyceae; Prorocentrales; Prorocentraceae. The record is from the annotation of a GenBank genome assembly.